CUGGUCCAGUCUCUCACGGUCGUCGCCAUAUUGCGACGAGCUUUACACGCCGUCAAACCGCGACGUGCCCCCCGCCCCUGCGGACUAUACCACACCAACUCCGACGACUCCGACUUGGACUGUACAGGCACACGCACGGACGCCGCGACGGCAAUGGACUGAAAAACGGAGCGACCGGAGACACGCCACCAUCGCUGCUAUCCUGUCUGUCUGUCGCCCACUGCAAGUCGUAACGGUUUACGGACGGAUCGCUGUCGGCACGGACGCCGCCGCACACCGAGAGAGGUCCACCGCGCACGUCCUGCAGGGACGGACCCAUUAUUAGUAGUUAGUGGCGGUGUACGCGAGGGCCGUGCGCGCGCGGUUCGUCAUUGAGUGAGACACUGUAUCCGUCUUACGUGUGUGCGGAUCGGGUCGGGAAACACACGACGUGCGUACGUAUACGCCUUAGAUCACAACCUACCUCCAUACACACAGUCGCACGGGACCACCGACCUCCGCGAGAGUCCAUCGCGCCGCGGGAAAAUCGAGCGGGGCUCGGGCGACGACGCACACGGCCGUUGAAAAUUGGACACGACAACGCGGGAUAAAAUAUGGCGCCCGUUGACAAGUCGACCGAUGGAUCCGAUUCGGCCGACAAAUCGGGCACAGCGUCACCUUCGAUCAGCGAAAAUAAGACAGCUGGAGGCACAUCGGGCCAAGGACUCGACCAGUCUGCCAGACAGGGUACGCCUGUCCAAGAUGGUGCGGGUUACGCCGAUACGACAAUGAGUUCCAAGCUAGAAAACGCAGACGUCUCAAAAACUAAACUAUCUGACAAAGAUUUGAGGACGCCAAGCAUACCGUUCAUUACGUCCACGCCAAACACUUUGACUCCAACGGAUAGUUCGGAAAUGCCGCCAUGGGCGUCUUGGUCUAUAAUAAUAGCGGUAGUAUUACUAGCCGUCGGAUUUGUGGGCUUUUGCAUACACAGAUUCUUCAGAAAACGAAGAACAAAAGAUGGCAAAAAAGGAAAAGGAGUUGUCGAUCUAAAAGCUGUCCAACUAUUGGGUUCGGCUUACAAAGAAAAAAUACAACCAGACAUGGAAGAAUUGGCUGAUAAUGCGGAGGAAAUCGCGGAAGAAGGAGACAGUACGAAGGACGAGAAAAAAUUGGGAAGAUUACAGUUCAAGAUGGAAUACGAUUUCCAAGGCAAUACUCUUUCCGUGACUGUGAUCCAAGCGGAAGACUUACCUGCCCUGGACAUGGGAGGUACUUCGGAUCCGUACGUGAAAGUUUACUUAUUACCGGACAAAAAGAAAAAAUUCGAAACUAAAGUGCACAGAAAAACGCUGAAUCCCGUUUUUAACGAAACAUUCCAGUUCAAGGGAAUACCUUAUGCAGAUGCGAUGAACAAGACCUUGGUGUUUGCCAUUUUCGAUUUUGACCGGUUCUCCAAGCACGAUCAAAUAGGAGAAGUAAAAGUUCCCUUGUGUCAGAUUGAUUUGGCCCAGACGAUUGAAGAAUGGAGAGAACUGCAGUCGGUCGAAGGAGAAGGAGGACAGGACAAUAAGCUGGGAGACAUUUGCUUCUCAUUGCGUUACGUGCCCACUGCCGGAAAACUUACAGUGGUGAUAUUGGAAGCUAAAAACUUAAAGAAAAUGGAUGUUGGUGGACUCUCAGAUCCGUACGUGAAGAUCGCAUUAAUGCAAAAUGGGAAAAGGUUAAAGAAAAAGAAAACGAGUAUAAAAAAAUGUACCCUCAAUCCAUACUACAACGAGUCGUUCACAUUCGAAGUGCCAUUCGAACAGAUACAAAAAGUCAAUCUGGUAGUGACGGUGGUCGACUACGAUCGCAUCGGUACGUCUGAGCCCAUCGGCAAAGUGGUGUUAGGCUACAACGCCACCGGCACCGAAUUGCGGCACUGGUCCGACAUGCUGGCGUCGCCGAGACGUCCGAUCGCGCAGUGGCACACGCUGAAGGAUCCGGACGACGACGCGAAAAACUAAGAGAACGUUUACACACAUGCAAGAACCGACCGGACGGCAGGACAUCGCCGACGGUCACCCGUCGUCGCUUGACCACGCUCGCCUCCUUCCCCCCCUCCCCAUCCCCAUCCCACCAACAGCGGAUAUUGUAAUACGAUGUCAUGACAGAAAAUAAAACACCUCAAAACAACACGCGACAUCCGGAAUCCGAAACACAAACGGACACCCACAGCACACCUGAUGAUAUUAUAUAAAUAAUAAAUAUAUAGGUAACACCGUAGGUACAAAACAAUAUCGAAAUAGGUAGAUCAUGCCCGAAUACGAUUGCAUGCCCGAACGAGGAAACGCGUGAUGUCGUGCAUCGUCGUGUUUUCGCGGGCGUAUCGUUGUUAUAAUGUUACGAAACACCUGUUUAUUAUUAUUAUUAUUAUAUUAUUGAUAUUGUCAUUACGAAAUAUAAUAUUAUGCGUGCUUACUUCCUCGUCCGGCGCGUGGCGGUUGUACACGUCCGACAUUGCCGUUCCUUGUUUUCGCGCGGACUAUACAGCGUUUUUCAUCAUCAUCGUAUUAUUACUAUUAUCAUCUAACAGCCAUUACAGUUGUCGUCAACCCGUAACACUCGCCGUCCGACGUCUUCCCCUUCGUCCCUUGUCCCGAAAAACUAUUCAUCCGUUCGUAACGCAUUGUAAUAGGUACCGAACAAAACACUUGACCGACAACCGCGACAGCCGUAGACAAUUAUUCAAUACUAUUAAUAAAAUGUAUAAUUUAUGUGUGACUAUUGUUUUACGUACAUUAUACGUCCGAGCGUGAACUAAGAUACCUAUUGUAUACACAUACCUACAUGUGUGUACCUAUUUUAAUCCAUGCGUCCGGUCUACCGUGGUACGCACGUCUUGAUAAUAUUAUGAUUUACGAUCGUCGCGUUUGUCGUUCAGGCGCCGACCACAGAGAUAUCAUUGUUGUACGCGACAACGUAUUUCAGUGGCACAGCCAGGGGGAGCUAUAUAGACGUCGCGUGUCCCUCCCCGAGAUUUCCGAAAAAUUUAAAAACGCUUAUCUAAAAACAACAAGUAACCGUGUAGGUAUUAAAAAUACAGAGUCGAAAAUUUCACAUACUCACGACAUCAGCCGUUAUACAUCCCCUAAACAACAAAUUAUCAACCGGCCCCUACCCCUCCCCUUCCUCCAAAAACAAAAACUAAUGACAUGACUAUAAUAUUACAAAACACAUCGUAAUAUAAUAUACACCGAUGUCUUCUCUG
Melanaphis sacchari is the source of this 3232-nucleotide messenger RNA. Its product is annotated as synaptotagmin 1. Gene Ontology annotation, cellular component: dense core granule; axon; synaptic vesicle membrane. The transcript has 10 exons. The record is from RefSeq and is a predicted model, not a curated record. Gene Ontology annotation, molecular function: syntaxin binding; calcium ion binding; phosphatidylserine binding. Lineage: Eukaryota; Metazoa; Arthropoda; Insecta; Hemiptera; Aphididae. Gene Ontology annotation, biological process: synaptic vesicle endocytosis; cellular response to calcium ion; regulation of dopamine secretion. The coding region runs from base 594 to 1988 and encodes 464 amino acids.